UUUUUGAAAUCUCACUACAUUUGUAUUUAAGUGGUGUAAAUGGCGUGGCGGCCGUAUUUAACAUAUUUCACUACACACGCUGACGAAGCUAACGUUCCUGAGAAGGUGUUAGCUAGCUACUCACCACUUCUACCAUACCCAUCGGGAAUUAAGCAAAAUAUUAAGAAAAAUGUCGGCUUCUUCCAGUCAAAUAAAGCUGUCAAAGAGGUUACCGUCCCACAAAAAAAUGUCAGUGCCCUUUUCCAACACUCACCUGCGGGUCCCGCGAGGUUUUGGCACCAUCCUGGAGGGACUGGCCCGAGAAGUCCUGCGAGACCAGCCGAAAGACAUCCCAUCAUAUGCUGCACACUACUUCGAAACUCUUCUCAAGCAAAGAGAAGAGAGUGGCGUGGACCCAGCUGAAUGGGCUGCUAAACUGGAGGACAGGUUCUACAAUAACCAUGCGUUCAAGACUUCCGGGACUAGUCCUGAAAAAGAACCACCAGCAGAGGUGACCAUUUCCAAAGAAAAAACAGAUGAAUCCCAAACUGAAGAUGAAUCAAGUUAUUCAGCAGAAGCCUCAAAUCUUUCCACCACACAACCUAAUGUCUCUGAAAAGGCUGAUUUAACUGAAAACACAGACGAAGAAGAAAAACUCAGUAUUAAAGAGAAACACACUAUUUCUGCGGAGAAAGAACUUUCUGAAGAGCAAUCAGUCAACAGGUUGUCAAAUGCUGAUGUACAGUCAGAUGAACUGAGUGGUACAGAGGAGGAGAAAGACCCAACAUUAACUGCACUCCAUCAAAUUGAGAAGGCAGCUAAUGAAACAGAUAGCAGCUCUGUUUCUGACCAAAAUAUACCUCAGUAUGAGUUGGAGCCCACUGACCUGUUGCCAUGCAGAGGGAUUUCAAAUGAAGAUGUAUGUGCUCAGGAGUUAGGAGUGGCAGAAGAUGAGGGAGGUGAUGAACAAGGCGCUGCAAUUGUCAAUAACGAGAUUGCAGAAGAAGAGGAAGAUACUGAAGCUGCAGAACCUGUUGAGAUUUUUCCGUAUUCUGGCCUUGCAAAUGUGGAUGUAUGUGCUCAGGAGUUAGAUGUGGAAAAAGAUGAAGGAGGUGAUAAACAAGUAACUGCACACAUAGAUAACAAGACUGUAGAAGAAGAGGAAAACACUGAAGUUGCAGAACCUGUUGAGGUUUUUCCAUAUUCUGGCCUUGCAGAUGUGGAUGUUUGUGCUGCAGAGCUGGGGGAAACAGAGACAACUAUGAAAGAAGAUGGUGAAGAUGAUAUUCCUGUUGUUAAAGAGGAAGAAAUUUUAAAAUCUCUGUCGGAGGAAACCGUUGCAAAAUUGUCACUGUCUCAAUCUGAAAUCACUGAGGGCAACCAACAAGAAGCAGAAGAUCAGGCAAAGAAAACAAAGGAGGAGGAAGACAUGGAGACUGAAGGAAACACUGGGGAAACACAUGAAAGUUUAACUCAUAUUGAGAGAAGUUUAGAUGGUAAUGUUAUACCAAAGGAGGAUUCUUUGGUUGAGAUUAGCUUUGAAGAUGUUCCAGAGGAUCAGCAGAUUAAUGAGGUUGGGGAGAAACAGCCAGAGGCUGAGGGUUCAAUAGAUGUCUCGCAGACUGAGCUAUUAGAAAUGCAACAUGCACAAGAGCCCAAGGAGCUUAGUGCAAGUGCAACAAACCAAAAUGUGUCUGAUACACAAGACCACCAUAAACCUGAAAUGGAGGGAGUCGAAAAGGACGUUAACUCUGAAGAGAAGGAAAUGGAAAGUCAGCAUGAGGCAUAUGAUGUAAUGAACGAGGUGGUGCAUACAAAUGACUCUACUUUAAGUGAUAAUGAUGAUGAGGAGAAGGAAAAAGAGGUUAAAAACAUCUGCUCAUCAGAUCAGCCCACCACCGAGGCAGAAGAGGAGAACCAAGACGACGAAACCGAUUGUACAAAUGAAGAUAACGAGAAGAUAAGUGAGGGCAAAUUUCACCAGAAUCAGGAUUCUGAAACAGAGCCGCAGUCAAAUGACCUUAGUUUUAAAGAGGAUGAGAUAACAGACGCACUGGGAGGAGAUAAAGAAGAAAUAUGUACAGAAGGUUGCAGUGAGAUGGAGGAUCAAGAAAUUAAUGAUGCUGGGGCAAAAAAUAAUUCAUCACAAGUAUCCCAGUCAAAUACAUCAAUGGCUGGAAUGGAGGCAGAGAGUGAAAGAUUUGAGGAAAGUGCACCACUUGUUCCAGAGGAGAACGAGGAGAGUCAGAGAACACUUGUAGAGUCACAGCCAGAGGGUACAGAGGAAGAAAAAGAGGUCACAUCAAAGGGUGCAGAGGAACUUACAGAGGGAAUGAUUGAUUCUGAAGUGCAUGAGAAAAGUCACAUAAUGCAGGAAGAGGAGAAUAUGAGCCUCACUCAUGGUUCAGACUGGAUGACUUCAGGCCUCCAAGGAGAGGAAAAGCCACCUGAGACAGAAGACACCACAGAGCCUGCAGACAAGAGCAGUGAUAAGGAGGAGUGCAGCCGGCCCCAGGAGGAGGAGGACAUCAUGGACAUCCCCCUGGAUGACCCGGAGGCCAACAGGGCUGCUGCCAAGAUCCAAGCUGGGUUCCGUGGCCACAUGACCCGCAAGAAGAUGAAGCCGGAGGACAAAGCAGAGGGGGAGGAGAGACAGGAAGAUCGGGGGCAGUAGAGAGAGACGACACAUCUGUGCCAGAACAGUGACGCCCCUGUCCUGACCUGGAUGAACAGAAAGACGGGAAGCAAGGUAGUGAGAUGGCUGGCAUACGCUGGCUAGGCUGGCUUUCAGGCACACCUUUUUACCCCAGGAGUCAUUUUCUUUUUUCACACAAAUUAGCAGUAGAAAAUGAACAGUUUUUGAGGGUGUGUUAUGUGAAUUUUGUGAACUUUAACACUCCUUCUCUGCUUCUUCAGCAGCCUCAUCAGUACGGAUGUCUUUGACCCAGAAUUUGCAACUCACUGCAUGUACUUGUGAAACUUCUGGUAGUGUGCUAGUUUUUAGAUGAUGAUCUGUGAAUGUGAAAAUGAAUGUCCUCUAAAUGCUAAACAGGGCCUUUUUUUGGAUGGAUCAGUUCAUACGUUCUGUGUAUAAACCUUGUAUGCAUCACUUUUGGUGACUAGUGGCUUUAAAUUAUUUAUUUUGCAUUGUUUCCUGAUGUGCUUGUAUCUUGACUAUUUAUCUUUUUGACUUGCUUACAAAAUGAUUAAAACAUCAAAAGUAGCUAUGAAUGUUCUAUUUAUUUAUUAUCUUUCUGAGCACAUAAAUAAGUUCUCUUCACAUUUUCAAGCAUUUUCUAUAAAUCUGAUCUUCCAGAACAGUAAGCAUGCAGUAAUUACACUUCUUUCCAGAUGCAUUUGGAACAGCUUUACCUUAUAGGACAUUGGUUCAGUAUGCUCUGUUGUUGUGUUGGUGGGUUUUACUUGUUUGACCUAUGUUAAAAUCAGUUGUGUAGAAUGUCAUUGUCAGAGUUUGCAGAGCCUUCAUGCUUUAAAACUAACUGAAUAGUACCUUGCUGAACUUUGGUGUAGAGUCAUGGCAUUACACUAAUAAAUCCACCUUAAAUAUA
Amphiprion ocellaris (clown anemonefish) is the source of this 3548-nucleotide messenger RNA. RefSeq names its product sperm autoantigenic protein 17 (gene spa17). Bases 170 to 2653 code for a protein of 827 amino acids. The transcript has 6 exons. Gene Ontology annotation, molecular function: calmodulin binding. The record is from RefSeq and is a predicted model, not a curated record. NCBI's taxonomy places the organism in Eukaryota, Metazoa, Chordata, Actinopteri, Pomacentridae.